AGAUACCUAAUUCGGAAUUGGGCAGAAAAUAACAGUGAAGCAGCUUGGGAACAUGAAAUUUUGCUGAAGGUGGAAGGUGCCAUGAAGGGAAUCCGGGGACAAUGCAAUUCCUGCUACCUCGACACAACCCUUUUCAGUUUAUUCAGUUUCUCCUCUGCCUUGGAUAGCAUCCUUGAUUCUGCUGAGGUACACGAUACAACAGCACAGCAAAUACUAAGACAGGAGAUUGUGGAACCAUUGAGACAGUGUGGCUAUGUGGGAGCUGAGAAUGUGAUGAACUUAAGGAAAUUGCUGCAAUCUGACAGUUUUGUUACAGAAGAGAAAGAUCCAGAGGAAUUCCUGAAUGUCCUUCUAGGAGAGGUCCUGGCUAUAGAGCCCUUGCUCAAAAUCAAGGCAGGCAACGAAGUACUUGAGUAUAAUUGUUAUCAAGUUCUUGUGGCAAGAGACAGUAUGGUCAACAUGCCCGCUGUGCAGCAAUGACUGGAAGAAUCUCUGCUUUCCUAUGACUUGAAAUUUGCUGAGAUUCCUUCAUGCCUCAUCUUACAAAUGCCAAGGUUUGGAAAGGGGUUUAAGACAUUUUCAUCAAUGUAUCCUUCUCUAGAACUUGACCUCACAAGCUUGGUUGACCAAGGUAAGCAAGUUUGUAACCAUGGUAAAGAUUUUAUGCUGGUUGUGUUAGAAAUGUGUCUGCCAAACUGAAGACCUACUGAUCCAGAAAGAUUGCACACAACUCAACAAUCAGCAAACCAGGGCCCAUCUGAGGGCUUUUGGUGUCUUAGGCCAGCCACUAACAGUGCCCACCUGCCAGAAGCACACAGCCCUGCCACGGCCUGGGUGCACUCCAAGUACUCAAAGCC
Heteronotia binoei (common prickly gecko) is the source of this 857-nucleotide messenger RNA. Its product is annotated as ubiquitin carboxyl-terminal hydrolase CYLD-like. Gene Ontology annotation, molecular function: cysteine-type deubiquitinase activity; K63-linked deubiquitinase activity. Lineage: Eukaryota; Metazoa; Chordata; Lepidosauria; Squamata; Gekkonidae. Bases 82 to 480 code for a protein of 132 amino acids. The transcript has 6 exons. The record is from RefSeq and is a predicted model, not a curated record. Gene Ontology annotation, biological process: protein K63-linked deubiquitination. Gene Ontology annotation, cellular component: cytosol.